Molecule: messenger RNA, 3347 nt
Organism: Stylophora pistillata
Lineage: Eukaryota; Metazoa; Cnidaria; Anthozoa; Scleractinia; Pocilloporidae
Source: RefSeq, a predicted model, not a curated record
UGACGUGCUCUGGAGUGAUGGAUACCUUGAGUCCACGUGCUGACGAUGUUAUAAAUAAUGAUAACUCCCUCCACGUUGAAAUAAUCGACAAAAAUCGAACAUACUUCAAAUGCACGAUUUGUGGCCGAAAGCUGUCGAGGAAACAAAGACUCGAAACCCACUUGAGUUGUGUUCACGGCAAAGAAGGAUACCACAUUAGGAAGUACAAGAGAUACCUCGAAGAUCCCAGUGUACCAGUGCCUAAAUCAACGAAGUCUGACCGUAACAAGCGUUCAGCAACAUGUGCUAACACGGCCAGCACGAUUCCUGAGUCUAUCGAUUCCACUAAAGUAGCAGUGGUUCCAACAGUAUCAAGUGUGUCCCACAGCGAAGAAAUACUUGCACAGGAGAUAGAAGCGACUAUAUGCGAUUACAGAGGUGCGUUGGAAUUCUCGCCUUCCAAUAGAUAUGCACAGUCCGAAGCAUUCCCGAGCUUGGAAAGGGGUGUUGACAACAAAGACACGAGGUUAAAUGAAACACUUAGUGGAGAGAGGGAUAGUGAGUGCAGUGAGAUUUCUUCCAGCGAAGACUCUUGUUUAGUGACUUCUGAGUCUGAUGAGGGUGAAUUUGAAGGCCAGUGUUAUUCAUCAGAUGAAGAUGAACAAGAUGAUGACGAUACUGUCAAUGUUGAUUCUGGGUUGUUCACUCACGAUGAAAAAGCAUGCAAGGCAGUUUUGGCCUAUGUUUCAAGACACUGUAUGACAAAUGAAGCUGCGAAGGAUUUAAUCGAUUUGGUUAAAGUGACUUGUCCCGAAAGUGUAACUUUCAAGUCUCUCAAUUACAGAAAAGUUCAAGAAGUGUGCGGACAAUGUGAGUUCCACGUGUAUGACAUUUGCGAAGUAUGUCACAGGCUGUUUCCCUUGGAUGAUGAAAACAGCUUUCGUUGUUCCACAUCAGGCUGUGUGGGUCUCAGAUACAAAGGAAGUGAAUCCCAGCAAGGAAAAAAGGAGCACAAAAACAGUUUUGUCACAGUUAAUAUCAAAAACCAACUGAAGGAUCUUUUGCUUCGCAAAGAGGUAUGGUUCACCAUUCAAGAAAGAAUAAAACGCCGUGGUCAAUCAAUUUUAACAGACAUACUAGAUGGCAAGUUCUACAUGGCACUGUGCAAAGAGGGCCAAUUUCUACAUAGCAAGCUCAAUAUUAGCUUCAUUUUCAAUACAGAUGGUGCACCUCUGUAUUCAUCCUCCAGUGUUUCUUUAUGGCCAGUUUUCCUUGCUAUCAAUGAACUGUCAUCACCAGAAAGGUUUUCCAAACAGAACAUGUUAAUGUGGGGAAUUUGGCAGGGUAAAGGCAAACCACCAUUUCAUGUUUACUUUGAACCUUUUGCAUCUGAGAUGGUUCAUUUGUAUGACGAAGGUCUUCAGGUGAAACCAGAUUGUGAGGAGCUGCCAAUCACUAUUAAAGCUGCAGUAAUUCUGGGGUCCACUGAUUUGCAGGGCAAAGCAUAUCUCACUUGUAUGGCACAGCACAAUGGACAAUUUGGUUGUCUCACCUGUGAAGAACCUGGUGUUGUGGUUAAACAAGGAAAAGGGCAUACACGUUGCUAUCCCUACCGGACUCCCACUGAAGCAGUCUCAAAGCGUACCCAUGAGAGUUUUUUAAGGAAUGGUCUCUCUGGAAACAGAGAGAAUAAAAAGGUUGUAGGUGUCUAUGAUGUCACUAGCCUUGCAAUGAUGCCUUGGUUUGAUGUAGUAUUGGGUAUGGUUCCUGACUAUAUGCAUGGCUGCUUAUUGGGUGUUACAAAGACCCUUCUGUACAAAUGGUUCUCAGCAACUAAUUACAAGAAGCCAUACUUUAUUGGAGGACAGGUUAAAAGUAUCAAUAAACGCAUUCUCAAGAUGAGACCCCCAGACUUCUUGACACGUCUACCGAGAGACAUGGAGAAACAUUUUAAGAACUUGAAAGCUUCAGAGUUGCAGUCUUGGUUGCUGUACUAUUCACUUCCAUGCUUGGUUGGUUACCUUCCUGAUAAGUACCUGUGCCACUUUGCACAUUUGGCAGAGGGGGUUUAUAUUCUUCUUGGUGAUGGAAUAACACCAGCACAGAUUGCAAGAGCUCGAGAUCUCCUACAGACAUUCUACAAGGAUUUUCAAGAAUUGUAUGGUAAUGGCAGUUGUGGUCUCAAUGUUCACAACACUGGUGCCCAUCUAGCUGACUAUGUGGAAGGAUGGGGUCCACUGUGGGCAUGGUCCACCUUUGGGUUUGAAGACAUGAAUGGAACCAUUAUGGACUUGACACAUGGCACAGGAAAUGUUUGUAGACAGGUUGUAUGGAUGCUUCAUGCACAGAGUCGCUUAAGAUGUGAGGUAGAUAUGUUGGAAAAUGGUGUGGUCAAGGAUUUUGUCAAAAGAAUGCUGAACACCAAAAGAGAAGUUAAAAAUCUUAAGAAGGCAGAGAAUUGCUUCAUUGCUGGAGGGGCCAAGAAAUUGGUAGGGCUACCACAGGAGAUAAUGGAGAUGAUUGAUGAGGAAGUCAGUGGAGGCAACAAAUUUAAAGUGCUACGAAUUGUAAAGAAUGGAAAAGUGUUUUACUCUAAGGAGUAUACCAGAAUGAUAAAGCGAAAUGCUUAUGUUGUCUUGUUUGUGUGUGGCAAGGUUGGAGAGGUAGAGUUCUUUGUGUGGGAUAGGCAGUCCGGGAUCACCUUGGCAGUUUUUAGAGAAGUGAAGCCGGAUCUCCAGAAUCCAUUCUUCUUUAGUGAGGCUGGUCAUCACACAUUAAGGAUGAAACAAGAAAGAUCAGAGUUUCAAGUGAAACGAAUUGAAGAAAUCAAGGAAAAGGUGUUAUUUCUUGAAGGGAACAGUGACCACCUCUGUCUUGUUCGCAUACCAAAUGUUUGCGGAGUGUGCGGAUGAUCAACGAGAAGUAACAUUUUGUAAGAAUAAAAAAAGGAAACAACUACAUCAAUCAGUAUCAAAAACAGAGCAAAAGAAAAAGCAGCAACAACAAUCUUGAAAAAAGAAAGAUUAACUAGGUGCUGAAUUUGUCAAAGGCUUGAAAUUUCUACUAACUAAAGGAUACAAUCUGAACAAAAAGUCUCUGAUAGUGUUUGGGGCAACUGAGCUUGACUUUCAAGGUUUUCCAACAGAGGCAACCAGUAAAUGUAUGUUAGGGAGGUAUUACUUACAUCCAUAUCCAACAUUAAGUUCUUUUAGCAUAGAUAACAGUAAUUAAUAAAUGUAAUUAUUGUUACACAUGUGGGAGGUGUGUAUCAAGGAACAGCUGAUGAAUGUUUUGUAAUUUUUGCACAUCUGUGGGCAUACGCUGGUAAAUUAUUUGGCAUCACAAUAAAAACGUUUGUGAUCAUGGAA